UCGUGAUCGGCGCGCGCGCUGGUCGGAUCAAUUAUCGUUUUCGCGUAUUUAACUUUUUUUCCCUACCAACCCACCGCCGCAGUCAUCGUCAGUUCUCAGUUCAGCUCUUCGCACCGAACGUCCGUCUUCGUCAGCGUGCACCGUCCGCGGUGAUUUUUUAGGUACAUUCACUUUUCGCGCCGCCGACGCAUACCCCCAUACAAACCGACACGUCGUUCAACUUUCGACGCGUUCCCCUCCGGGUCAUGCGAACAGCGUUCAAAGAAACUAGGAAAAAAAAUGUCCGAUUCUAGCCAACAAUAUGUCAGUGAACACUUCGGUCCAUUAAAGUUCCGCAGCUUCCGCCAUGCUUCUGCUUGGUAGACGCGAAAUGGAGCAAUAGUCGUGCUACCACAAAUCGCUUACUGAUACCAACAGACAGUGGACACCAACCAUCAGCUAACCCCUCGCCACCACACUGCAGCUAAAACUACACGUGCAUUAAAAUGGCUACUAAUAAUACAGAUACAACAACUGAAACUAUAGAAGUUAUCACGCAACGGGCUAUAACACAAUCAAAUCCGAUAUUUUUACAAACGACUGCUUGCCAAGUGAUCGCUGGGUUAUUUGUUUGGACAGCAGUAUUUGUUACAUGCCAACAGAUAUAUUAUCAUCUUCGGUGGAACACGAAUCCAGCCGAACAACGAUGGAUCAUCCGAAUAUUGUUUAUUGUACCUAUUUACGCAUUACACUCAUGGGUCAGUUUGUUGUUUUUCAACAACGAACACUACUACGUGUACUUCUUUACAAUUAGGGAUUGUUACGAAGCUUUCGUGAUAUACAAUUUUAUGAGUUUAUGUUAUGAAUAUUUGGGCGGUGAAGGGAACAUAAUGAGCGAAAUUCGUGGGAAACCCAUUCAGUCUAGCUGGCAAUAUGGAACUUGUUGUUUGACAGGACGUACUUAUACAAUCGGGUUCCUACGAUUUUGCAAGCAAGCAACACUACAAUUUUGUUUAGUAAAACCAGCAAUGGCUUUUGUUAUUAUAUUCCUACAAUAUGUUGGACAUUAUCAUGAUGGUGAUUGGAGUAUGAAUGGAGGAUACUUGUAUGUCACGGCCAUUUACAAUAUGUCCGUCAGCUUAGCACUUUAUGGACUGUUCCUGUUUUAUUUUGCUACUCGAGAUCUCCUAAUACCUUUUGAACCGGUCUUGAAAUUUUGUACCAUCAAGAGUGUGAUUUUCCUAUCAUUCUGGCAAGGUGUUUUACUGGCAGUUUUGGAAAAAGCUAAAUUCAUUGAUCCCGUCAUUGAUUCUAGUGGUCAACCCACAAGUGCUGGUACAGUAUCAGCAGGUUACCAAAACUUUUUAAUCUGCAUUGAGAUGCUGUUUGCUGCUUUAGCAUUAAGAGCUGCAUUCCCGUAUGAGAUAUACGCUAAUAACGCACAAACAGGAACUGGAAAUCCGACCAAUUCGCGAACUGUUACAAUGCAAAGUAUUUCUAGUAGUUUAAAGGAAACAAUGAAUCCAAAAGAUAUAAUGACGGAUGCCAUACAUAAUUUCCAUCCACAGUAUCAACAAUAUACACAAUAUAGUUCAGACGUUGGUUCCUCUCGGCCUUACGAAAAAUUAUAAGCAUGGACAGGUGUUUUAGUUGUAUUUUGCUCUCUUUGCGUUUUAUUUUUAACCAUUAUUUUUUUAUAUAUUUUUUUUUAUUUUAGUUAUUAUUUUUUAAAUUUUAUGUUCAUAAUCAUGUUUUAUUAGAUAGAUACUCAUGUACUCAUUAUUUUUCUUUUAUUUCAAAAGAGGUUUAUAUAAUUUUUAUGUUUGUAGUAUAUAAACUCCAAAACUGCUUGAUUUUUCUUUAUUGGGUUGAUGCAAUGUGAUUUUGUUAAAUGUAUUUAAAUAUUAUUAUUUUUUUAUGUUAUGAAGUACUUAACACUAUUUACAAAUGUCCCUCCUUUUGUGUAAUUUUUUUCUAAUUUGCUAAGUUGUAUAUUUUCAUUACUUAGAUAGCUCAUUUCCCUCCAUUAUUCUUACUAGUCAACAUUUUUCUCCAAAAUAGUAAGUAUAUUGUUUUAUUAUAUAAUAUACUAACAAAAACUUGUUAACAGUUAAUUUUUCUAUACAUUAAUUACCUUUAAGACAUCCAUUUUUAAGUUUGUGAUCUGUAUUUAAAAACAAACUAAAAGUUUACUUUUAAAUUAUUACUUAAGUGUACCUAUUAAAAGUAUUUACUUAAUUUAAUUUUAAUAUCUAUGUAACUAAAUAGAUAGGUAUUUAUAUUAAAUUAUGUAUAAUUUAAAUCAAUUUAAUCCGAUUAUUUAUAAUUUUAGAUUAGCACUAUAUUAUCACACUUGUAAUAAGUGUUUGGGGAACGAUCCUCGCAAACUUGUAUUUUAUAGUUAAUUAAAAUUAUUUGUACAAUUUAUAAUAAAUAAAAAAAUUUUCCAAAUUAAAAA
This is a messenger RNA of Rhopalosiphum padi (bird cherry-oat aphid), 2437 nucleotides long. It is a transcript of the gene Tmep, whose product is annotated as transmembrane protein 184B. Bases 486 to 1610 code for a protein of 374 amino acids. Gene Ontology annotation, molecular function: transporter activity. NCBI's taxonomy places the organism in Eukaryota, Metazoa, Arthropoda, Insecta, Hemiptera, Aphididae. The record is from RefSeq and is a predicted model, not a curated record. Gene Ontology annotation, biological process: transport. The transcript has 9 exons.